Molecule: messenger RNA, 1832 nt
Organism: Penaeus monodon (black tiger shrimp)
Lineage: Eukaryota; Metazoa; Arthropoda; Malacostraca; Decapoda; Penaeidae
Product: nitric oxide synthase-interacting protein homolog
Cellular component (GO): nucleus
Molecular function (GO): ubiquitin protein ligase activity
Source: RefSeq, a predicted model, not a curated record
AAACAAACUCACAAGUAAACAAACUCGGGCGAAGCAAAACACCUCUUCGCUUCAUAUUUUGUAUUUUUUUCUUAGAUCAGAAUGACCCGGCACUCGAAAAACUGCACAGCAAGUUCUGUUUACUCAUAUCACGAGAAGAAGAAAGAUGCAAAAUCAUCAGGGUAUGGCUCUCUGAAGUUACGAUAUGGAAAGGAUGGAGUGAAGGAUUUUGACUGUUGCAGCCUCUCCCUUCAUCCUUGCCGUAAUCCCGUGGUUACACCUGAUGGUAUUUUGUUUGACAAGGAAUCCAUCCUGGAAUAUAUUAUUAGUAAGAAGAAUGAGAUUAGCCGUAAAAUAAAGGAAUAUGAAAAGCAAUGCAAGAAGGAGCAGGCAGAGAUCGAGGAGAUAGGAGAGGCAGAACACCGAUCCCGCAUUGAGAAGUUCUUGAAGACAGAAGGAGCUGUAGCGUCUGCUUCCCAGGCUGCCCAGGGCUCCAGUACCAGUGAUGCUAACAAGGCUGCUUCAGUGUCGAACAUGGCUGCCGGGAAAGAAAAGAAACUGCCCAGCUUUUGGAUCCCAUCUCUGACACCUUCCAGCAAGGAAACAAAAUUGCAGAAACCUGACAAGACAGUCUUUUGUCCCAUAAGUGGAAAGCCUUUAAAAGUAAAGGACCUUGUUGAUGUCAAGUUCACUCUGGCCGAUCCAGAAGACAAAGGUCUCCUUGAUGGCCGAAGGGACAGGUACAAGUGCCCAGUCACGGGAGACAUCCUGAGGAACAACAUCACAUGUGCUGUUCUUCGACCGACUGGUCAUGUGGUUACAAUGGAUUGUAUUGAGAAAUUGGUGAAGAAAGACAUGCUACACCCAAUUACAGGAGCAAAACUCACAGACAAGGACAUCAUUGUAUUGCAGAGGGGAGGAACAGGCUUCUCAUCUGCCAAUGAACAAUUGUCAAGUGUGAAAGCCAGACCAGUGUUGCAAGCUUAAUAUGGAAACAAGAAUGUCUUUAAUGUUGCUUUUUAAGAUAUAUUAUCUUCUCAUGUUUUUGAAAGCUAUAUUAUUUUUAAUUACAUCACAGGAUAGGAGUAUAUAGAGUUUAGACAUAGAUGGUGACUGGUUGUUUUCCAUAAAUUCCUGUACACUAAGAGCAGAAUUAUUGUGUUCAUAUUUUAUCUUGAUAUGAAUAUGUACUUUCAGAUGAUUUUACCUUUAUAAUUUGAAAUCCUGGUUACUUCAUAGCAAAGACUCAUUCUUGUGCAUGGAUGUAUUAAAAUGGUACAAAGGAAAGUCCCUUAGUAAAUAUGCAACAAACCCUGCCUUAAACUUCAAACUUAAAUUUGAGACAUCAAAAAUCCAUGUUAUAUACAGUCAAGUCGCAAUUUUGAUGUAGAAAAGUAACAGUAUAUCCUUCAUUGAUCCUGAUAAAUGAUAGAAGAAUUGCCUUGCUGUACUAUUCUGAAGAUCCUUUGAACUUUUUAUACAUCAUCUACUGUCAGGAGUUUAAUUUUUUCCUUGUCAAUGAACUGAAUCCCAAAGGCUUUGGGAUAAAGAAGAGUUUAGACUAGAAAUUAUAAGAAACAACCAAUUUUAUAUAUUUUCGUCAUACACUGACUGCUAACAGAGAAAACGUUGCUUACGCAUAAGCAAACAUAUCGACAAAGUUGAAUCCGUUGAAAAUUGUAAAACCGAUAAAAAAUAAUUGUAUAUGACCCUGUAUUCUUAAUGUGGUAAUUACUGUUUGAGGUGUUUUGACUUUCAUUGAAUUGAAACUUUUAGAUUUACAAAAUGCUAAAUAUAUUUUAGGACAAAAAUAUUAUGGUUUAAGGUAUCUAUGAAAAUAUAAAUCAAUUUAC